GACUGCUUUCCUCAGCAGCCUGCCCCUGCACAAUCCAACCCUUUAGCCCAGCAAAAUAAUCCCUCUCUGAACCAUGAGCACCAGGGAAACAGGGGCUACCACCAAGGGAUGAUCCACGGACCAGGGCAGCCUAAACUGGGACAAAUGUAUGACCAUGGCCCCUACACGGGCUACGAUCAACCUGGUGCAGCUGCCGCAGGACGAAUGAUGUCCCCGAACGGUCCAAGCCAGGGGCCACCUAACGUGAACACAGCAAUGAAUGGCUUGGCUUCCCACUACCAUAAUAACCCUGCUAACUCUGGCAGCAGCCACCAUGGGUACCCGGGUGAUGCUGCAGGAGGAAGUGGGGCUGCUGUCUGGGGCCAACAGCAGCCGCUGCCGAGCAGAUCAGCCUAUCAGCAGCCUCCUGCACAACCUGGGGCUGGCCCCAACCAGCUGGGGGGCUACCAGAUGUCUCAAGGCAACUAUGGUGGGAUGCAGGGCCCCCCCACACCAAAUGCAACUCGCAUGAACCAACACUACCCUUCACAGGGCAUGGCAAAUCCCCCACAAAGCAUGGCACAACCCACCGCUCAGGACCCAGCACACUACCUGGGACAUGUUGGAAUGGGGGGCGCCCAGAUGCGUCAUCCCCAGCCCCAGUCACAACCCCAGGGCUAUCCCAACAUGGGCCACACAUCCCGGUUCCCACACUCCCCCUCCCGACAGCCUUCACACCAGCACCAGCCGGGUAUGACAGGGUUUGGGGCCGGCCAGUACCCCGGCUAUCAGGCACAGUACGGAGCCAUGGGACCCGGGAUGGGUCAGGGUGCUAAUGUCAAUGCUAACACCAGCCAGGCCAUGGGACCAGGGCAGCUCGGCCAGAGGUUUACCCAGGGAUCAGUCCCAGCAGCUGGCCAACCAGGGCAGCGAUACCCCCCCGCACCAGCGCACCAACCCCAGCCCCAUCAGGCCCUCUCUGCCCAGAUGCAGCAGCAGGGGCAGCCUAUGCACCCCCAGAAUCUUCCCCAGGCCCAAAACCAGCCCCACCUUGCCCCCCCAGCUCAGGGAUCUUACUCCUCCCCUUCAUCCAUGUCCCCCAUGAGGGUUUUGGGGACCCCGACACCACCUCCCCAACAAGGCAGGCCCCCUACCGCAGGACUAGCCGUACCCCCAGAGGCUUCAGGCUACACAGCCCUGCAGCCUACACCCAACGCUUUGACCCAGAGAACUCCCCAAAUCCCUCUGUCUACUCCACACCCCCAACACCAGCAGCCCCACAACAUACCCCCCAAUGCUGGGCAAAUGUAUCCUGGCAUGGGGCCGCAGCGUGGUCCUCAAAUAGGGCCAAAUAUGCCUCAGCUCCAGCAAG
Messenger RNA from Notothenia coriiceps (black rockcod), 1351 nucleotides. RefSeq names its product basic salivary proline-rich protein 2-like. The transcript has a single exon. The record is from RefSeq and is a predicted model, not a curated record. The annotation marks the transcript as partial. Lineage: Eukaryota; Metazoa; Chordata; Actinopteri; Perciformes; Nototheniidae.